AUGGCCUCCAACGUGACGACCUUUAGCACCCUACGGGCGCGCUCCUACAUAUUUCGGCUGCCGCUGUUCACACGCAUCGUAGUCGUCGCCAUCGUCGCUGCAUGGGCUGCAAGCUUACAAUCCACUUGGGACGUGAAGGACUGGGGCGCGUUGAUCCCGGAUCAGCUUUCCUUCACAGCUUCUUACCGGAUGAAUACGUACCCUUUCGUUCACGUCAACUUCAUACACGUGUUCCUUAACUUGGUUGCACUGACACCGCUGCUUGAACGAUUCGAAGCUGAAUUUGGCACUCUCACUUCCAUAGCCCUUUUUAUCGGCCCACUCUCUACAAUCCCGGCCGUCGUAUACGUUUUGAUCGAGCGAUUCUUUCUCAAGGGCAACGUUGCUGUCAUGGGCGCUAGUAUAUGGGUUUUCCUGCUCCUCGGCAUGGAGGCAAUUCGUACUUACAAGACGAAUCCCUAUUUGACGAUCGCGACGCACUCGAUUCCCACCUGGACGACCCCCUUGAUUCUUGUUCUGGUCGUCACGGCUCUCGUCCCUGGCACGAGUCUGCUGGGCCACUUAUGCGGUGUCUUAGUUGGGUAUCUCUUUGGUCUCGGAUACCUCAAGUUCCUCAGCCCGCCUGAGAAGGCUCUGCGCUGGGUCGAGUCGAAACUAAACCUAUUGGGACGUCUGCCUCACUACCUUGCCCAAGCUGCUGCAGAACAGCUCUCGCCAUGUCGCGACUUAUCUGUGACUUCGGCCCUCUCGUUGCGACGCGAUCCACGCAUCCUCAAGCUUCCGCCGUACAUUUCCCUUGCUUGCAUCCUCGGCGGCAUUGCAUGGCUUUUUCUUUUGCCUCUGAAUGACUACUCUCGGAAGACCUAUAUCUCCGAAAAUGCGCUCCUUCCGGGUCAGGUGCACACAUAUUUUGGAGGCAGCGACCAAAACGUGUUGCGGGCAUACAAGCACGAGGUCAACCUAGUCAAGGACAAGUCCAAUUAUGAAAUCAACGACAAACUCGAAGGCAUCCUGAAGAGCGUCGGUCUCAAGGUCGGCCGCCAAAACUACACUUAUGAAUCGGCUGGUGACAUCUAUUCUGGCGAAAACAUCUACGCCAUUCUUCAAGCCCCGCGCGGCGACGCAACGGAAGCAAUCGUGCUCGUGGCCGCCUGGAAUACGAUCGACAACCACUUCAACCAGAACGGCAUUCCGCUGGCCGUGAGCCUGAUCCGAUACUUCAAGAGGUGGUCUCUAUGGUCCAAGGACAUCAUCCUGGUCAUCCCUCCGGAUAGCAGGACGGGUACCCAGGCCUGGGUGGAUGCCUAUCAUGACUCCCAUGACUCCUCCCGCGUGAGUUCUUUGCCUCUGAAGUCCGGCGCUCUACAGGGAGCUAUUGCAAUCGACUACCCACAGGAACACCGUUUCGAGUCGAUCCAUGUCAUUUAUGACGGUAUCAAUGGCCAGCUUCCGAAUCUGGACCUCAUCAACUCCGUCGUCAACAUUGCUGGCGGCCAAAUGGGAAUGGGCACCGCCAUUCAGGAGAUGUGGUCGCACUCGGACAAGUACCAGGACCGUCUGCGAACGAUGCUCCGAGGCAUGUUGAACCAGGGUCUAGGCCAUGCCUCCGGCCCGCAUAGCAGCUUCAUUCCUUACCAUGUCGACGCUGUCACUCUGCAACCUUUUGGUGAAGGAUGGCAUGAUGAGAUGGGCAUGGGUCGUACGAUUGAGGGCACUUUCCGCAGUCUGAACAACCUUCUUGAGCACCUCCACCAGAGCUUCUUCUUCUACCUGCUCAUGCACAAGGAGAGAUUCGUCAGCAUUGGUACCUACCUUCCUAGCGCCAUGAUCUUGGCUGCAAGCUUCACCAUCACUGCCAUUUCAUUGUGGGUAAAAAGUGGUCACCAGGAACAAAGCCUCGCCGCCAGGGCUGGACUUGGAUCAGGCAUCGCUGGUAGCUCGCUUAAAGGCUCCGGGGAAGACUUUGUGGAUGAGAAGAUGGCGCAGCCGCCCCGUACUCGGGCAGUUGAGCGUGAUCUCUUCGUUCCGCUGGGCGUUGUGGCCAUCUGCCAAUUCCUCGGCGUUGUGCCAUUGUACAUCUUCAACCAUGUGCCCGCCAAUAUGCUGUCUGGUGCCUACACUGUCCUUGCGCUCACCAACUGCGCCCUGCCCUUCCUGAUGUCCUCCUUGCUGACAUCCAUCUACAACCCCACCGUUCAGCAGUAUCAGCUCAUCAAGUCAUUUUCCCUCUUGCUGUUGGGUAUGUUCCUCUCAGCUCUGGCAACGCUUAACUUCUCCCUGGCUUUCCUCGUUGGUGUCAUGGCCAGUCCGCUGUCGUUCAUGCAGCCGUGGCCGCACCAUCCUUUAGCUCGCUGGGCAUGUGCUGCGUUCCUUCAACUGGCGUCACCGACGGCAGCACUGUACUCCGUCUCAUCGUACUUCAACAUUAGCAUCGGCGAGGUUCUCAAAGAGGCGGCUUUUGGAUGGGACGUCUGGGGCAUGUACACCCCGGUCAUUAUCUGGGGCGUGUGGUGGCCCGCCUGGCUGAUGGGAUCCAUCAUCGUGCUUGGGCAUCCUGCUUCCCAGGCGACGAGAGUUUAG
Molecule: messenger RNA, 2580 nt
Organism: Colletotrichum karsti
Lineage: Eukaryota; Fungi; Ascomycota; Sordariomycetes; Glomerellales; Glomerellaceae
Exons: 9
Coding region: 1-2580 (859 amino acids)
Biological process (GO): attachment of GPI anchor to protein
Cellular component (GO): membrane; GPI-anchor transamidase complex
Molecular function (GO): serine-type endopeptidase activity
Source: RefSeq, a predicted model, not a curated record